Messenger RNA from Plasmodium vivax (malaria parasite P. vivax), 774 nucleotides. RefSeq lists its product as hypothetical. NCBI's taxonomy places the organism in Eukaryota, Apicomplexa, Aconoidasida, Haemosporida, Plasmodiidae. The transcript has a single exon. The coding region runs from base 1 to 774 and encodes 257 amino acids. The record is from RefSeq and is a predicted model, not a curated record.
AUGGCAGUUAUCACACCUGCAGGAAGUCAUAGGCGGUGCAGAUGUUUGUACAACUGGGUUGAGACGACGAGUGAAGCCCAUUUUGGAGAAAGCGAGGCUGCUCAGACCCAUUUGAAGAGGGGCAGUCUCAAGGAAGGAACGAAGAACGAUGUGCAUGCGCAGACAAAACUUAGUGACAUUUUCAACCAAUUGAAAGCUGUAGAUAAGUUUUCUAAUAAGUGGGAGGAAGAUGAGCCAUUUAGGGAAGAACUCAAAGAAUUGAACGACAUUGUUGAGGGGGUGAAGGCGAAUGUGGGCAACUCCUUCAUAUUGAAAGAUUUCGACGCAGCUUUGGAGGGGCUAGAAGGGGGUGGGGAAACGUUCGAAGGGGUAGAAGCGGACUGGGAAAAGAGCGAAAAGGUAGAAGCGGGUUUUGAAACGCUCGAAGAGGUAGAUGCGGAUUGGGAAACCUACGACGAGAUGGAAGAAGUUGUGGCCACCCCCAAUGCGCCAAACCAAACGGACGAAGUCAGUCCAGAUUGCACCCUCCCAGAAGAAGCACCGGUGGAAAGGCUGAAAAAACGGCUUUCCCUCCUGCGCAAGAAAUGUUCAGACCUAACAGAGCAGCUGAGCGAAGGAGAAGUGAACGAGCUGAUUAGCCACUUGGAUAACGCUCCACCCAUUCAGGAGGUACGAAGUUUAUGGUGGCACCUACGAGGAGUAGAAAGAAAUCACUACGUUCGUGUUAUAAAAGGAGGUAAAAAUAUUCUACGAAAUUUUAUUAAGACAAUUUAA